ACAGAGGCGGCAGCGAUAGCAGGGCGGAAGUCGCGAACUCAGAUGAAGAUGUGCCGCCGCGGGAAUCGGUUGUGCCUGGCCUCGGUGCUGCUGGUAUUUGCGCUGGUGCCAGUAGCUUCUCCACAAGAGAAGAAUGACACGAAAACACUGGUGUCGCAGCCAGAGGACAAGGCGUACCAGCGCUGCCUGACGGCGUCGGGACAGGAGGGCCACUGCCGCUCGCUGCAGUACUGCCUGCCGUCCGACUUCCGCAGGACCUUCACCAGGCUGCUCGACUCCAUGUGCAUCAUCAACAGGGCUUUUGUAGGCAUCUGCUGCCCGGACAAACCCACCGCCGAGGACGGCCCCGUGCUGCCAGGGGACGGGUCCCCACCGUCACUGGAAGAAAUCGUCUCGAGGCUCAACAACCCAACUUGCGGCAAGACGGAGCAGGGCGAGUGGCGAUGGAUGGUGGCGCUGAUCCGCUACGGCGAGGAGCACUUCUGCGGCGGCGCGCUCAUCUCGGAGACGCACGUGCUCACCGCCGCGCACUGCAUCGAGCCGCAUAAACUGACCGACAUCACAGUACGCUUGGGAGAGUACGACCUGGACCGGCGCGACGAGACCCGUGCCGUCGACCUCCGCGUCGUAGAGGCCACGAUGCACCCGCGCUACGACCGCUCCACCUACGAGAACGACGUCGCGGUUCUGCGCCUGCGCCGCAGAGCUGCCUUCAACUCCUACGUCAUGCCCGUCUGUCUGCCGGCCAUCGACGAGGGCUUCGUCAACAGGACAGCCUACGUCACUGGCUGGGGUUCCAUCCAGUUCGGCGGCCCCGGCAGCCCCGUGCUGCGGCAGGUGGGAAUCCCCGUGUGGCCGCACCAGCGCUGCGAGCCGCUCUUCUCGCAGCCCAUUCUGGACACACACCUCUGCGCAGGCGCAUACGAGGGCGGCAAGGACUCCUGCCAGGGUGACUCUGGCGGCCCCCUGGUGAUCCAAGAGGAGGAUGGUCGCUGGGUGGCGGUGGGCGUCGUCUCCUGGGGCAUCGGCUGCGGCAACAAGGACAGCCCGGGCAUCUACACGCGCGUCUCCAAGUUCCUGCCCUGGAUAGCCAAGACCAUGGCAUAGGCCAGCUAGGCUACAGGGUGGCAGUUGGUUGCCAACAUUCUAAUGCCUUGAAAUGUGCUGCUGGUCAAUUGUAGAUGUACAGAUUUUUAACUUUGUCAUUAAUCUAUGUCAUUUACGGUUUUAUUACAAGUUCUUCAUAACGUAUAGAUUGGUGAGAGUAGGGUGUCUGCGGUUGGGAAGGAGGAGGGAAUGAUUUUAUAUUUACAGAAACGCGAGGGUAUCAGUACAAAUCAUCACUUUCAUUGUAUGACAAUAAAGUUUUAAUCUGUAAAAUGA
This is a messenger RNA of Schistocerca piceifrons (Central American locust), 1383 nucleotides long. RefSeq names its product proclotting enzyme-like. Gene Ontology annotation, molecular function: serine-type endopeptidase activity. Gene Ontology annotation, biological process: proteolysis. The record is from RefSeq and is a predicted model, not a curated record. The transcript is spliced from 8 exons. The coding region runs from base 43 to 1107 and encodes 354 amino acids. Lineage: Eukaryota; Metazoa; Arthropoda; Insecta; Orthoptera; Acrididae.